GAGCCUUGUUUUCACAGUGGCUCUGGGUCCAGGCAACUUCCUUCUCCCAGGGACUUCGGAGUUGGUGCUCUGUCUGCCAGCAAAAGGGAAGCUGGCAUCCCCAGGAGAGCCUGGAGCAGGCGCUGCAAAGGGCGCUGAGCUUGGGGAAGACACACACACACUCUUGUUGAGGUGUCUGCAGUAACACUCCGAAGCAGAAAUGAUGAGUGGCUGCCCAAGAACCCACUGAGGCACAGAUUCUUCACAAAGCCCCUUACUGAGAGCCAGGCAUACAUCUGUGGAACCCACGUUCCCUGGGCAACUGAAAAUGGAGAGAGGAGCGCCCUGAGGAUAUGGAUGCAGAGCGAGAAGCCUUGCAGUGUACUGCCUACCCUGAGGUGCAGAGCUUCUGCCAGAAACACGGCUUGACAUUCGAGGCGGUUGAUCUGAGGUGGGGCAUCCCAGACACGCAGGCUGCCGACCGCUUGACCACAGAACUUUGCUUAGAAGAACUUGACCGCUGCCAGAGAACGUCUGUAGGACCAGCUUUUGUGGCUCUCCUAGGAGACCAGUACGGCCCCUGUCUGAUUCCCCAACGGAUCGAGGAGAAAGAGUGGGAGGCACUAAGGGCACAGCUGACCUCCAGGCCUCGAGAUCUGGAGCUGGUAGCCAGGCAUUUCCAGAGAGACGACAACGCCAUCCCUCCCAACUACGUGCUGCAGUCUGCGGGCUCCGUGGAGGCUCCAGGGCCUGAGGAGGCCACCUUGACCUCUGUCCUGCAAGGUGGAGCCCAGGAGGCCCGAAGGCUGGGCCUCCUCAGCCAGGAGCAAUGGAAGCGCUACCAUCGAUCAGUCAUUGAGUGGGAGAUUGAGCAGGGCCUCCUGAGCUCAGCACGAGGGGACCAGGGAGCCACUGUCUUCCUGAGAGAUGUGCAGGACCUCAGUAAACACAUCUUGGAUGAUUGCUCUCUGAAGAUGGUUGAUCGGCUGGCAGACGGCUGCCUGGACACGGAUGCCCAGAGUCUUCUCAGCGGCCUCAAGGGGCGCAUCCUGGAUGCUCAGCCUGGAGCCCUAAAGUCCCACCGCCUGCCCUGGAGUCGAGACCUGGUCAAUCCCAAGAAUAAGGCCCACGCUCGCUACCUGAAGGAGCUAAGCGAGCAGUUCGUGGCCAGGACCAACCAUCAAGUCCUGGAGCAACUGCGAGAGCUAGAGUCAGGCAGACAGGAGCUGGGCUGGCUCUACCAGGAGAUCCGCCACCACCUCUGGCGGGGUGCAGAGUCCGCCAGAAUCUUCUGCGGCCGGCAGGAGCUCCUGGCUCAGCUGGGGCAGCGGCUCAGACAAGAUGACUGCUGGCCCCACACUCCGUUGGUUCUCUUUGGACCUCCUGGCAUCGGGAAGACCUCCCUCAUGUGCAAGCUAGCUGAGCAGGUACCAGGGCUUCUCGGCCACAAGACGGUGACUGUCCUGAGGCUGUUAGGUACAUCAACGAUGAGCCUGGAUGCCCGAAGCCUCCUCAAGAGCCUGUCCUUCCAGCUGUGCUUGGCCUAUGGGCUGCCACUGCCCCCAACCCAGGUCCUGGAAGUCCAUGCCAGGGUGGGCCACUUCUUUCACACCCUCCUCCACACGGUGUCCCAUAGGAACUUUGAGUCCCUGGUGCUGCUCCUGGACUCAGUGGAUGAUCUGGAUUUCACACGCCAUUCUCAGAGGAUUUCCUGGCUGCCCCUCAAGUGUCCCCCAAGGGUACACAUCAUCCUCUCUGCAUGCUCAGACCAGCAGGUGUUACAUACCCUGCGACAGACCCUCAAGGACCCCAGUGCCUACUGGGAGGUGAAGGCCCUGUCUGGGUGCCAAGGACAGGAGUUCAUCCAGUUGCUACUGCAUGCAGAAAGGAGGACACUAAGUCCGGGUCAGAGGGAUAUCCUCUGGGCCAGCCUCCCAGAAUGCGGCCACCCAGGGCGGCUACGGCUGGCCUUCGAGGAGGCUCGAAAAUGGGCUUCCUUCACUGUGCCAGUGCCCUUGGCCAUCAGUGCUGAGGAAGCCACACACCAGCUCUGCAUCCGCCUGGAGGAGACACACGGGCAGCUGCUGGUGGCCCAUGUGCUGGGCUACAUUGUGUCUUCCAGGUACGGUCUGUCCGAGGCGGAGCUGAAGGAUGUGCUGUCUUUGGAUGAUGAGGUCCUGCAGGCUGUGUACCAGGACUGGACACCACCCAGCAAGGAGCUCCUGCGCUUUCCGCCGCUGCUGUGGGUGCGGCUCCGACGGGACCUGGGACACUGCUUGAACAGGAGGCCCGUGGAUGGUUGCACGCUGCUGACCAUCGCCCACAGACAGCUGUCCAAGGUGAUCCAGGUUCGAUACCUGUCUGGACCUGAGAGAUCCAAGAGACACGGCGUGCUAGCUGAAUUCUUCUCUGGAGCCUGGAGCCAAGGCACCAAGAAACUCAUCACCCUGCCCCUCGUGGGGAAGCCCAUUAACCUGGACCGCAAGGUGAGGCCACUCCAUUUCCAAAGCCACACCCCGACGUGACUGUCCUUUUCCUUCUCCCCCAUUCUCAAGAUAGGGGGUGGAAGAAUGGGAGAAUUGAAGUUGGAGACACUUGGGAACAUGAGCUGGAUCUCCUGUAGGGGCAUCUCUGGGGGCAUUGAGGACCUGCUGGAUGACUUUGACAUGUGUGCCCCUCACAUGGACUCUCCUGAGGUUGGCCUGGUCAGAGAAGCCCUCCAGCUGUGCCGCCCUGCUGUGGAGCUCCGCGGCAUGGAGAAUAGUGUCCUAUACACCGAGCUCCUGGCCAGGCUCCUUUUCUUCGCUACGUCGUAUCCAGCAAUGAUUGGGCAGCUGUGCCAACAAGCGCAGAGCUGGUUCCGUGCCUGCCCACACCCAAUGCUGGUGCCCUUGGCAGGAUUCCUACAGCCACCGGGGGGAAGACUUCGAGCCACUCUCACUGGAUGUCACAGAGGCGUCACCGCCAUAGCAUGGAGCCUGGAAGAGAAGCUGCUGGUGGUGGGCACCCAAGAUGGCGCCAUGGUAGUGUGGGAUGUGGAGGAACAACAGGUGGUCCAUGUUUUAACAGGACACACAGCUGAGGUGAAGUGCAUUCGAGUGUUUGCCCUAGGGACUCUCGCCAUCUCUGCAUCAAAAGACUGCACCCUGCGCCUGUGGAGCCUGCUCUCUGGCCAGGAGAAACUUACCAUUUUGGACAGAGGCUCACCAACUUCCACAGAGCCUCAGAGCUGGGAGCUCCAUGUGGAUGAGAUGAACAAAGUCAUAUACUUGACAUCUAGUGCAAAGAUCAGCGUGUGGAACCUGGAAACCGCGAAGCUGGUUUUCUGUAUCCCAGGAGAUGCUUCUGACCCCUGGGCCUGCGUGGCGGUGCUGGCCGCUCGGGGUGUGCUGCUCGCUGUGUCCAAGGGCGGUCAAGUUAGUCUGUGGGACUCAGCCUUGGGAAAGCUGCAGGAGAAACACCAGCUUUCCAGCAUCAAAGAGGAGACACUCACCUGUGCCGUCUCUGUCCAGACACGGGCAAAGCUGGUCACUGGCUUCAGCAGCGGCUCCAUCUUCCUGGUCUCCUCUGAAGAAGACAGGUUGCUGGAGAAGCUUCCAGAAGCUGUAGGGUUCCUGGUGGUGUCUGAAGACGAUUCCGUUCUUGCAGCAGGCUUCGGAAGAUCUGUGCGGAUUUUCUUAGCUGACUCUCAAGGCUUCCACCGGUUCAUGGCCACGGAUCUGGAACAUGAGGACGUGGUAGAGACCGCAGUUGUGGGUCCUGAGAACAACAUGAUCAUCACAGGCUCCCGGGAUGCGCUCAUCCAGGUGUGGAGUCUGUCAGAACAGGGGACCCUGCUGGAUGUCCUCGAGGGCGUGGGAGCCCCUACAAGCCUGCUGGUCCGGGGUGGGACUCUGGUGGUGUCUGCUUCCUCGAAGUCUUCGUCUGUAAAAGUCUGGGAUCUCAGGUCCACUCAGAAGCCAAGGCCUCCUGCUCCGUUUCUGGACCGCACGGGCCUCGCAGCAGUGUCCCAUCACGGCAGCUACGUCUACUUCCCCAAGGUCGGGGACAAAAACAAAGUCACGAUUUGGGAUUUGGCAGAAGGUGAGGAACAGGAUUCCCUGGACACGUCCAAUGAGGUCCGGUGUCUGGAGGUGGCCGAGCAGGCUAAGCUCCUCUUCACAGGCCUGGUUUCGGGGAUUGUGCUUGUGUUCCCCCUGAAUUCCAGGCAAGAUGUGCUGUGUAUCCCCCCACCCGAGGCCCGCAAGGCUGUCAACUGCAUGUCCCUGAGCAAGAGUGAGGACCGGCUGGCCAUCGCCUAUGACAACAUCGUCCUGGUGCUGGACAUCAGCCCCGGGGACCCAUGUCCCACCAUCGAGGGCCCCACCUACACCUUUUACACUCAGCUGCCGGAGACCAUAGCAAGUGUGGCCGUGCUGGCCGACUACCGUGUUCUCUACGGCAUGACUGAUGGCGGCCUCUUCCUGUACAACUGUGCAAGCUCCAAAGUGUUCCCGCUGGAGGCCCACGGGAGCAGGGUGAGCUGCGUGGUGGUCAGCCACGGGGAGCAGCUGGCCGUGAGCGGGGCAGAGGAUGCGCUGCUCUGCCUCUGGGACCUGCAAGCUUGCAGGGGGAUGUUCGAGAUGAGCUAUGAGAGCUCCUACUGCAGAGGAGUGCGGUGUGCCUGCUUCUCGAAGGACGACAAGUACGUGUUUGCGGGCAUGAGGGACCGCUCCAUCAUUGCCUGGAGUGCGCUGGACGGCACCCUGCUGGCUGUCCAGUUUGUCCAUGCUGUCAUCAGCCGAAUCAUCCCCACCUCCAAUGGCUUCAUGGCCCCCACAAGCCACGGCUAUCUCAUCAGAGAACAUUUCCAGUGCCCAUCAGCCAGAGCCUCCCAGCAAGAUCCUCUCAAGAACUUCAAGAGGGCAGUGUGGUUAGUCAAGACCAGGCAAAGGAAAGAGCAGCUGACUGCCGCAGAGGCCUCUCAGGACACAGGGCCAGUGGCCGCAGGGGGAAAGGAAUCGAAGUCAAAUAAGCGCUCACAGGUCUGCCUGAUACUGUGAAGGCCUUGGGAGACUAGGGCUCAGCUCAUCUGAUAGAACAAACUGUCCAGCUCUGCUGGUGCCUUGUGGACCCCCAGGUCUCCCUCCAGCAUCUUCCAUUUUCCCGCCUCUUUUUCUAUUGGGUUUUCAAACCUGCUCCCCUCAGGUUAGCAGCCUGCAUCUCCCAUCCUACUCCAAGAACCUGGAUCAAAGCCUUGGUUCUGCCUCUGUUGGUUCCAGUAGGCACAACUCUUAUUGUUGAGCCAAUCACUGGCUCUGGGAGGAUCUGCAAUCACUGUGGGAACUACUGGAGGGCAGCACUGUGUGGCAGAGUGACAGACUGUAGGGAUGUGGUGGGCACAGUGGGCAUCCAGCUGCGGUCCGGAAUCCACAUGGCAAAGCCAGCCUGUGGCUCAACCUUUCCUUUUCCAUGUGUGAAGCCAGAGAUCUGGGCUGUCAUACCAUAUACACGCUUGCCCAUUUGAAGCUGGUGACCGACACAUGUGAUCACAGUUAGCCUGUGUGUAGCUCCUGCCCUGACAGUGACGCAAAAUGGGUUGUACAAAAUCUACUCUGGCUGCUUGAUGACUCAGCCUUUAAUCCCAGCACCAGGAGCCAGAGACAGGCGGAUUCCGGUGAGUUUGAGGCCAGCCUGGUCUACAGAGUAAGUUCCAGGACAGACAGGAGAUCCUGUAGAAAAGCAGGGGAGGGGGAGAAAAUAGAAAAAGUAAGAAAUCCACUUGAGGCUAGGGCUGGCUCAGGGCUUAAAGCACCUGCAGUCCCGCUAUGAGCGCUAGAGUUUGGACCUCAGAACCCGGGACCAUGCCAGGUGGACAUUGUCACCGGCCUGCAGGCCUAGCCCCAGGAUGUGGGGACAGGCUGUUCUCGUUUCACAGGCUGCUGUGACAAAAACACUCUGACCAAAAGUGACCUAGGGAGGCAAGGGGUCUUUUGGCUUCCACUCUCAGGCCAAGGCCACCAGGGCUGCUGGCCAUUGCACACAGCAUGACCUCCAACCAGGGGACUCA
Messenger RNA from Myodes glareolus (Bank vole), 6028 nucleotides. Lineage: Eukaryota; Metazoa; Chordata; Mammalia; Rodentia; Cricetidae. The record is from RefSeq and is a predicted model, not a curated record.